CGCUGCAGCUACGAGAGCUCGCCGUGGCUGCAGGUCUCUGGAUCUGGGAUCCAAGAAGCGCCGAUGCAGGUAUACUACGGUGCGCUUGUGUUUACGCCAGAGCGAAGCAUUGUUCGGCGUCAGUUCAGACGGGAAAUGCCAAAAGAAGUGCAAGUGAAGUCUGGGCUUGAGGAAGACUGGGGGCCUCUGCUGCAGACGCUCGAGGGCCAUACGGACUAUGUCACAAACGUGGCCUUCUCGGCAGCAGGAGAUCGAUUGGCAUCGGCUUCGUGGGAUCAGACGGUACGGGUGUGGGAUGCGCAGACUGGACAG
This is a messenger RNA of Macroventuria anomochaeta, 312 nucleotides long. RefSeq lists its product as uncharacterized. Gene Ontology annotation, biological process: negative regulation of transcription by RNA polymerase II. The annotation marks the transcript as partial. Gene Ontology annotation, cellular component: transcription repressor complex; nucleus. Lineage: Eukaryota; Fungi; Ascomycota; Dothideomycetes; Pleosporales; Didymellaceae. The transcript has a single exon. The record is from RefSeq and is a predicted model, not a curated record. Gene Ontology annotation, molecular function: protein binding.